AUGAUUAACAAGAGUAGCUAUGAUCCGGAUGUGAAGGUGGGAGAGAUUGAGAUUGAGGAAAGGCGAGCUUUGUUGAGCGAUGAAGAGGAUAUCGGCCCUGGAGGGCACUCAACUGUAUAUCGACGAGUGAGGAAUCGGGAGGGCAAGUGCAGGGCCCGUAGUCCCUGGAGGUGCGCCGCGAAGAUCAUUCUCAAGGCUACCUUGUUUAGCGUGUUGAUCUGGUGGCUCAUUGGAUUCUUACCUGACCGAUCGGACGAGCCUGUCUCCCCACAACCCGAAUCGCCGGCCAUCUGCCAGACACCCGAAUGUAUCCAUGCCGCAUCCGAGAUUCUCUACAACUUAGAUCCAAACUACGCAAAGAUUGACCCUUGUACCGAUUUUGAUCAAUACGUUUGCGGUGGAUGGAGAGAGCACCAUGAUAUGCGGUCUGACCAGGGGUCCAUCUUUGCCGGAACAAUAAUGGCAGAGACUGGCCAAACUCGCCUCCGUCAUAUUCUGGAACGCUCGGAGCCCCCAGACUCGGCAGAUACAGAGAACUUUAAGAAGCUGAAGGAUGCAUAUGACGCUUGUCUAGAUGAGCCUGCCAUUCGAAAGCGGGGCAUCAAACCCUUGGUUGAGAUUCUGGAGAAGCUACAGAAUAUCUAUCCCGCGAAUGAUGCGACUACCGAGGAUGCCGGCUAUCAUCUUACCGACGCGGUCGUGUUUCUCAUCCAAUCUGGCCGCGAAGCUUUGGUAGAGGCCAGUGUUUCUCCUGAUGAUCGAGACCCUGACAAUGUCACAAUCUUUGUGAACCCACCUGACAACAUCGGACUCCCAGCACGGGAGUACUACAACAAUACAGAGACUGUUGCUAAAUAUUCAUCCGUGGUGCAGAAGGUUCUGCAAGCUUUCGAUAUCAAGAAUGUCGAAAAGGUCAGCGAGAAAGUUGUUGCUUUCGAGAAGGAACUGGCAAACAUCACUCCAGAUACGGCGACCCAAGAGGAUGUCACCAAGUAUUACAAUCCUCUUAGUAUCAAAGAAACAGAUGAUUUGCUACCUCAAGUCUCGGUUUCUGAUAUCCUUUCGGCGCUCGCACCACAUGAUUACAAGACCGACCGUCUCAUUGUCGGCUCGCCUUCGUAUAUGAAAGGUCUAUCUAGGCUUCUAAAGAAGACACCGCGGGAGACAGUGUCAGUAUUCUUCCAGUGGAAACUCAUCCAGUCGUAUGCGAGCAGCAUUGAGGAUGAUAAGAUUGCUCCUCUUAACCAGCUUUCAAACGAACUGUCUGGAAAGGACCCAAAGGCAAAGGAGGAGAGGUGGCGGAAGUGUAUUAGUACUCUUGAUGAAAGCCUAGGCUGGAGCUUGAGUCGAUUUUACGUGUUGGAUUCAUUCUCUAGCGAGUCCAAGGAGCUUGGGGACCAAAUCGUGUCUGAUAUUAAGGAACGAUUUGUUUUCACACUGGACCAGACUGGGUGGAUGUCUCCAGAGGUCCGAAAGCUUGGUAUCCAAAAGGUGGGAAAUAUUAUUCAGAAGAUCGGGUUCCCAGUCAAGAGUCCCAACGUGCUGGAUCCAAAAGACGUGGAAAAUUACUAUGCUGCCCUUGAUGUUUCCAGCGAUGGCUUCUUCGAAAACAGGGUUGCCGUGGUCGAAUUCGAGUUGAAAAACGAAUGGUCCAAGCUGGGCAAGCCGACUAAUCAUGAUGAGUGGGAUAUGACUACCCCGACCGUCAACGCUUACUAUAACCCUCCUGGCAAUGAGAUUGUUUUCCCCGCUGGUAUCAUGCAGCCUCCAGCAUUCUAUGGGCCGGCAGCCCCAUUAUAUCUUGCCUAUGGAGCGUUCGGGUCUGUGAGUGGUCAUGAGCUUUCGCAUGCCUUUGAUUCUACAGGUCGUCACUAUGAUGAAUCUGGCAACUAUACCAACUGGUGGGAUGAUGAAACGGUCAAGGCUUUCGAAGAACGCGCUCAAUGUUUUAUUGACCAAUACUCCAAAUUCACUGUCGAAGGACCAAAUGGCAAAAUUCUGCAUGUCAAUGGGCGCUUGACCCUAGGCGAGAACAUUGCGGACGCCGGUGGUCUAGGUGCUUCGUUCCACGCAUGGAAGAAACGUGAUGACGCGAAGCCUGAUCUUCACCUCCCUGGACUAGAUGCUUUUACCAAGGAGCAGCUAUUCUUUAUCUCCUAUGGCAACUGGUGGUGUGGUAAGAAUACCAAAGAGGCGGCCGAGGAAUCUGUCUAUAACGACCCACACGCGCCUAAAUCAGCACGAAUUAUCAACACAAUGGCCAACUCGAGAGAGUUUAAGGAAGCGUUCCAAUGUCCCACGAAGGAGCCAGUUUGCAAGCUCUGGUGA
Penicillium angulare is the source of this 2328-nucleotide messenger RNA. RefSeq names its product M13 family metallopeptidase. The coding region runs from base 1 to 2328 and encodes 775 amino acids. NCBI's taxonomy places the organism in Eukaryota, Fungi, Ascomycota, Eurotiomycetes, Eurotiales, Aspergillaceae. Gene Ontology annotation, biological process: protein processing. The record is from RefSeq and is a predicted model, not a curated record. The transcript is spliced from 5 exons. Gene Ontology annotation, molecular function: metalloendopeptidase activity. Gene Ontology annotation, cellular component: plasma membrane.